Biomphalaria glabrata is the source of this 3526-nucleotide messenger RNA. Its product is annotated as kxDL motif-containing protein 1-like. NCBI's taxonomy places the organism in Eukaryota, Metazoa, Mollusca, Gastropoda, Planorbidae. Gene Ontology annotation, cellular component: BORC complex. The transcript is spliced from 4 exons. The record is from RefSeq and is a predicted model, not a curated record. Gene Ontology annotation, biological process: lysosome localization. The coding region runs from base 1731 to 2192 and encodes 153 amino acids.
AGACCCCCAGGGGUCUACGAGGACUUCCAAGGGGUCUACGGAAGUGAAAAAAUAAAUUGGGGGUCUAUGGCCUGUUAAUGGGGGUCUACGAAGGUGGAUCUCAUUGAAGCAUGACCAUUCAUGAAAUUAACUCGUUCACACGAUUUGUACCCUAGUUAAUCAGUUAAUCCUUUGAAUUUCAAACCCUGUUUUUUCCUGUUACCUAAAUGACUUUACCUCUUCCUAAGGUUAAGUGGUUAAGACUAUAUUUUUUGAUUGGCUAAGUCCUAAGUCUAUACUAAUGAGCCCGGCAAUAUUUUUGGAGCUGAUUUAUUUGAUUCAUAAGCUAAUUGUUUGAUUCCAUACAAAAAAAAUAUUAAUAGGGUGUCCGAAUUAAAUUACGAAUUUCUUACCAAAAUGUAUUUCGGAUAGCCAGUUUUGGACAUCAAUGUUAAUGAUCUUAUACUAUACUUAUAGUAUAUUUGUUGUUGUUUUUUUUUAUAGAGAAUAAAUGGGCAAAUGUUUGGAGUGAGCUUGGUACAUUGAAUGAAGUUAAAUGCUUAGAUCUAGACCUACUAGAUAGAUCUAAAUCUAGAUUUAUAUAGAGAGAAUAUAGAGGAUUCAAUUAGGCAAGAAUGGCUAUCCUAACCUGUACUAUACUACAAAAUCAUCUGUAUUAGAAAUUUAUUAAAUUAAUAAACAAAAAACACAAACAUUCAACACACAUCUAAUCAUGCAAACAUAAAAUAAGUCUAAAAGUCAGUAUAGAAGUCAGUAUCCCAGUGACCUAAUUUAGGUAGAAUAAGUGUGUUCAUAUUCAUAUGGUGUCUGGAAUCAAAUAAUGUAGGUCAAAUUUGUCUGAAUUUUAAUGAAAACACAUGGCCCCUUUGACCUUAAAUAUAAUAACAAAUAUAGGUUAGGGGUACAAAUAUAAGUAGUCAUCCUUAUUCUCCUAAAGAAGAUUUUGAUACUUCAUUUUCUUUUCUAUGUCGAACCAUUGUCAAAUAAUGCACUGUCAAAGUCAAACUUUGAAAUUUUGGCCUAUAGGUGUCCGAAUAGCAUAAAUCAGUGGUGCCCAACCAUUUUCGGCUGGCAGGCCAGUUUAAUUUCUGACACUCGUGUCGCGGGCCACAUCAUCGAAUAGAUACAAAAAAAAAAAAAGAAAUAGAGAAUAAACCAUUUUAAAUAGUUUUAUUAGAAACCCAUAGCACUAUUUGGGCUACGUACACAUGUAUGACAAUUAUGUAAGAUCGAUUUCAUCUGUUUUUUUAGUGAAACGUUUGUCUACUCAAUGAAGUGCUUGUAAACAUUGUGAUCGUCCGUAACACUUAAUUUAGGAAAAAUGAAAAGUUUCUUCAUACAACACGGAGAAGAAAUCAAUUACCUGCAUCGCUCUAAAUUUCUCAAACAAGGAUGUCUGGCUUUGUAAGGAAAUCAGCUCCAUUUGCACGUCUAUUUAGUUGGAAUUAUUAUCAAAGUGUUAUGAUGUGAUAUAUAUAUAUCAAUGCAGGCUGAUACUUGCACCAUGUUUUUUUUCCUGGGGUAGUUAUUAUGCUUUUGUUAUGUUUUUCCUUUUUUAAUAAUUUGUGUUUCACUUCUUUGUUUUUAUUAUGUUUCAGUGACAGGCGUAUUUGAUUUCUAUGAGAAGCUUUUGUUCACUCAUCAUUCAAGUCAUAGAAAAAGUUAACCUAUAGAAACCUAUAGAAUUUUAUUCAUCAUUUUGCUGUAGUUGCAUCUUGAAGGACACAAUUAUGGACACCAUAAAUAGCUUAACCGAGUCUAUGGUACAUGAUGAUGCAUCUAUGUUAGCCUCAUCUUUGAUCGAACAAGUUAACACUGAAGACAUUGCUUCUAUGGUGUACAUUCAGCGUGAUAUGCUUGCACGUUUUGAAAAGACCAAUGAAAUGUUAAUAAACUUUAAUAUGUUGUCUUUGAGCCGAUACGAAGCCACACUGAAACAGUUUCACAAACAUACUGGUCUUCUGUCAGAUAUGAAGAAAGACUUAGAUACUGUUUUCAAGAGAAUCAGAUUAUUAAAACAAAGACUAGAGAAAACAUACCCUGAGGCAUUUUCAGCUUGUAGCAGUGUCUAUAACAUUGUCGCUGAGGACGAGGGAGACGACACUGACGACAAUGGGGAAUCAGAGCAAAGGGCAGACAACUGUUAUCCUCUUGACUCCAAGCCUUCUGUUACAGUUACCUCCCCUCGCUAAUCCAGUUUAAAAGAAACCAACAAAUGAAUGUGAUAGAACAAAUUGUGUGUGAACUAUUUCUCAUUGACCUCACUAUGUGCAAUAGAUGUUCAGCUUUACUUGAUUUAGCAUUCUGACCGGUAGUCAUAGUCACAACUGAUUUGACCUAUUGAUAAUUCUCAUUGUGGAAUGGAUAAGGCUUAUUAGCUUAAAAGGAAUUUGUUUAUUCUGUUAGCUAAAAAUUGCUGCAGUUUAAAAGCAGAUAUUUGUAAACAUUCCCUUCUAGUUUUUGAUGAUUAGCACUUUUUUACAGAAUUCAUUUAUAAUUUUUUAAAAACUUUUUUUUAGUGUUAUGAAAAUGUUCACUUCUAUAAGUUCACAUGUCUUAUCAUUAUUACUGACAUGUUUUUUUUAUUCUUUGCAUUUUUUUUUUGUUUACACUGAAAUACUUGCAAUGGCCAUUUUAAUGUUCACAUGAGAGUGAGCACUUGAUCGCAUCACACAUGAAUAUAACUAACACAUUAUAGUGUCAUAGAGAACAAAGCCUAAUCAUCUGACCAAAAUGAGUACAUAGUUGUGAGCCACCCGAAAUAAAGUGAUGAUUGUAGGUUAAAGACAUGCCCUAGGUCCAAGUCUUGCUCAACUGUACUUUCUUUUACCCAGCAAUUCUUCUGGCAUAAUGUCAAGCUGACCUGUUCCUAUAGCCAGUGGGUAAUGAUCUGUCAUAGGUAUCAUGAUCUCAUUAACUGUUUGCAACAGCAUUCAAAUGUAUCAACCUUUCACCAGAUUUGAUUUGGAGCUGACUAUAUCACUUUACCUUUGUCUUUAUGUUGACUAAGUGAAAUAUGUUUGAAUGUCUAGAUUCUAGAUGGUAAAACCAAUCAAUUAAAAAUGUUCAACAGUAUAUUCAUUUGUCGGUUACCCAACAAAAAAGCGCAGACGUAUUUAUAAUAUGUAUAAUAAGUACAGAAUAAGUAAUUUAAGUUCAUUGAUGGUAGAAUUGAGGUAACAACUGAGUUAUUCAUGCAGGGCUUCUCAGUACAAGCACUCAUUCAUCACUAUGCUGAACCUCUGUUAUAUGCACGACUGACAUCUUAACAGGAAGCUGAGUCUGUUCAAGUCUUCAGGAAUCUCUUAGAGCUAAGAACAACUCUUGCUCCACAGAGUGUGAUAUUAGAAUUUGAGAAGGCAAGUCAAAAUGCAGUAAGCACAGUAUUCAAGGCAAUCAGAUAUGUCGGUUGUGUAUUCCAUCUUUGGACAAAGUCUCUCGGAUCAAGUUGAAAUUUUGCAUAUUUAUUUAUAGUCCACGAUAUUACAUGAAUCAUUAAAAAAUUAUCACCAAGUUAAUCAUAUAA